Lotus japonicus is the source of this 3816-nucleotide messenger RNA. RefSeq lists its product as uncharacterized. Bases 1 to 3816 code for a protein of 1271 amino acids. NCBI's taxonomy places the organism in Eukaryota, Viridiplantae, Streptophyta, Magnoliopsida, Fabales, Fabaceae. The transcript has 3 exons. The record is from RefSeq and is a predicted model, not a curated record. Gene Ontology annotation, molecular function: RNA-DNA hybrid ribonuclease activity; nucleic acid binding.
AUGGAUUUUCUAGAAACUAAAUUAGUUUGUUGGAAUGUGCGUGGGGCGGUAAACGUCCGUGGGAGGCGUGUGGUACGAGACUUAGUAGAUAAGUUUCGACUAGAAAUAUUUAUAGUGGUAGAGACUCACUGUCCGUUUUCUAAGGCAGCUGCGUUUUGGGACCAACUGGGCUAUGAGGAGUGUGGAUUAGCAGAAGCAACAGGUUUUGCCGGAGGCAUUUGGAUGAUGGGUGCUAAAGGGCGAAAUUUUACUAUAUCAGUUCUGGAUGUUCAUAGUCAAGUUGUUACUGUUCAGAUUGUGGGCUUGGAAUCCUCUUGGAUGCUAAUUGGAGAUUUCAAUGAAAUCAUGUACCCCUCAGAGGUUAAGGGAGGACAAUUCUGUCUACAACGUUCACAAAGGUUUCUGACUAUGGUGGAAAGGUGUGACUUGCUGGAUCUUGGCGCUAUUGGAAGUAAGUAUACGUGGUUUCGUCGAACAGAAUUGGGCCAAUCCACGUCCAAAAGGCUUGACAGGGCUUUAGGUGAUGUUGAGUGGCGACACCUGUUUCCCGAAGCUGAAGUUGUUGAAACUGGCUGGAAUCAUGGCGACGGCAGGAUUUUGUCCCGACUGGAGCAUGUUCAGCACGGGGCCACAGAAUUUAACAAAAACAUUUUUGGUAAUAUCUUCCAACGCAAGCGCACUUGUGAGAAUAGGCUCAAAGGGGUCCAACGUGCCAUUGAGGAAGGGGAGACAAGCCGCCUCUUGCGUUUGGAGAAAGACCUACAGCAGGAGUAUGGGACCAUUCUCUACCAGGAGGAGUUGCUAUGGUACCAAAAAUCCCGGGAGCAAUGGGUUCGUUUUGGUGACCGGAAUACACGUUUUUUCCACGCUCAAACUGUGAUUAGAAGGAAAAGAAAUAAAAUACAUGGCCUGGUACUGCCGAAUGGGACAUGGUCGACGGAGCAGGUAAAGCUUGUGGAUGCAGCACAUAGUUUUUUCCUGGGUCUGUUUGCGUCUCCAGCAAUUUCGGACCCAGAAGCUAUUAAUCUCCAAAGUCUCCCUAGGUUAAGUCUGGAAGGGGUGGAAGCACUUUUGGAGCCGGUAACAAAGGAGGAAGUGCGCCUUGCCGCGUUUAGUAUGAAAUCGUUCAAAGCCCCUGGGUCGGAUGGCUUUCAGCUGUUUUUCUUCAAGCACUACUGGUCCCUUAUAGGGGAUGAUGUUUGGAGGUUUGUAGAGGAUGCUUUUGUGAAUGGUUAUUCAGAUCAUGGGAUACUGGACACACUGGUGAUGCUAAUUCCUAAGGUGGAUUUUCCCAAGCACCUAAAGGAGUUCCGACCGAUCAGCUUGUGUACGAUGAUUUACAAAAUCAUCACAAAGGUGUUGGUGGGUCGUAUUAGGCCCUAUCUUGGUGAUUUAAUUGGCCCCCUACAGGGUAGUUUUAUUCCGGGAAGGAGCUCCGCUGAUAAUAUUCUUCUAGCACAGGAGGCGAUCCACUACAUGAAGAAGACCAAACUUAAGAAGGGCGCACUAGCUAUGAAAAUUGAUUUGGAGAAGGCAUAUGACAACAUUAGUUGGGAGUUCCUUAAGCGUACCCUGGAGCAGUUUGGUUUCCCAAGUGCCACGGUGAAGCUUAUCAUGUGGUGUGUUACAAAUUCAAAGCUUAGCAUCCUUUGGAAUGGGACUCGCUUAGAUAGUUUUGCGCCAUCUCGAGGGCUUCUCCAAGGAGAUCCGAUGUCCCCUUAUCUUUUCUUGCUAUGUAUGGAGAUCUUGUCUUUGCAUAUUCAUGAGCUUGUUCAGCAAGGACUUUGGAAGCCUAUUCACCUUGCUAGAAACAGCACGGGGUUGUCACACCUUAUCUUCGCAGAUGACAUUGUUCUCUUUGCGCACGCCUCUUCAACCCAGGUUCAGGUCAUAUCCCAGGCUCUUAAGGACUUUGCCCUAGCUUCUGGGUUACAAGUUAACCUUGAUAAAUCUAGAAUGUAUUGCUCCUCAAAGGUAACGAGUGUAAGACGUCAAGCUUUUACCGCCAUCUCCUCUAUCUGUGGCACUUCAAACUUGGGAAAGUACUUAGGUGUGAAAUUGAAGAUGGAACGUAGCAGUCGGAGCCACUUCCAGUAUGUGCUUGAAAGGAUAGACCGUCGUCUCUCUUCAUGGAAGAUGAAGAUGCUAAACAAAUCUGGUAAAUUAUGUUUAGUGAAAUAUGUUUUAAGUUCCCUUCCUGUUUAUGACAUGCCGGUGGCUUGGUUGCCUACCUCUGUGUGUGAUCGAAUGGACCAAAUAAACAAAAAAUUUAUCUGGAGUUCCAACCCCUCUAAGAAAGGCUGGCAUCUGGUGAAGUGGGGUACGAUGACGAACGUGAAGAGUCAAGGUGGGUUAGGGGUUCGUGAGGCUAGGACGGGAAACAUUGCGCUACUUGGCAAACUGGUUUGGAAGGUUUUACAUGAGCCUUCCUGUCUAUGGGUUCAGCAGUUCAAGAGCAUCUACUUGAAGGAAACGAAUUUCUUUGAUUAUAAGAUUAAGGGUAAUGCCUCUUUCGCUUGGCGUACUAUUAUUCGUGCUCGUGAUGCUUUAAAACACGGGUUUUCCUUCCUCCUGCAGCACGGGGAUUCCUCUUUUUGGUAUAAUGAUUGGGCUGGCAUUGGUGCUCUUUGCCAUUAUGUACCAUAUGUCCAUAUUAGUGAUGUUGAGUUGAAGUUGAAAGACAUUUGGAACACUGGUUGGCAAUGGAACAAGCUAUGGACAAUUAUCCCGCAGGAAAUUUUGGAUCACUUGAAUCAAAUUGCAGGGCCUACAGGAGUACCGUUCCCUGAUGCUUGGAGGUGGCAGAACCGUCCUGAUGGCCUUUACACAGUGUCAUCUUGCUACUCCUGGCUUAGGGACCAGUCACAUGAAGGCUCUGAUCAGCGGGUUUGGUCUAGAAUCUGGAAACUGCAGAUCCUGGAGAAGUAUAAAUUCUUUUUGUGGCUUUGUCUUCAUAAUGCGAUCCCAAUUAAUGCUCGCAGGUUUACUUGUCAGUUAGCAGCGAGCCCAGCGUGCACCCUUUGCUCCCAUCCGUUGGAGGAUGGCUUACAUUGCCUCCGAGAUUGUCCCCAUUCUAAGGAGAUCUGGUUAAGGUCAGGGUGCGCUUUCUAUACUGCUUUCUUUGAAACAGACUUUUGGAAGUGGAUAGAGGAUAUGGUGAACUAUUCGGACGCUGCAAAAUUAGUCCAUAUUUUAUGGUGGGUUUGGCGUAGAAGAAAUAACAUGGUUCUGGGUGAUGAAGUUUGGACUAUGCACCAAGUUCAGCGUCAGAUUAUGAGCACUAUACCGGACCCUGCUUAUUGGACCGAUGUCGACGUGGUGCCGCGCACAGCUCCUGGUUUUGAUGCAUCACCUUCAGGUUAUAUAGCGCUGCAUGUAGAUGGAAGCUUUCAUCGUACCUCAUCGGUUAUGAGUUGCGGUGGUUUCCUCAGUGAUCAUACCGGUAAAUGGAUUGAUGGUUUUGCCAGUUGUGAAGGUGUUGGGGAGGUUUUUUUGGCGGAACUUCUUGCCAUCAUUAGGGGUCUGAAUUUGGCAUGGAGGCGAGGCGUUCGUAAACUCAUGGUGCACUUUGAUUGCUUGGAAGUAAUGCAUGCUCUCUCGGGUACUAGAUCCCUGAACUUAUACUCUUAUGCAGCAUACUUAGUAGAAGCAAGGAGCUUACUCAACCAGGAGUGGGAAGUGUCCCUUCAUCCUGUUCCCCGUGAAAGGAAUGCGCCCGCAGACGCUCUAGCGCAGAUGGGGUAUAGACUUAGAGUUAAUUACUCUUCUUGGACUACUCCUCCUGCUGAGAUUGCCCCUCUUGUGGGGUGUGGCUAG